AUGCUGCAUCAACAGCCGUCGGCCGUCAUUGCUACCAUGCGACCGGGAAACUCACGACCGGGCGGAUUUUAUCCCGGCCAAAGCCUCAUGGGACCCUUCACGCCGCAGACGCCGCGACAGCCCUUCUCUGGAACUGCCAGGCCCCUAUCCACUGUCCUAUCUCCUCUCACCUUUUCACACAGUUCAAAGCGACUUCCCUGUGGGUUGAUGGACUUCUUCGCUCUUCGUGGCAUGCCUAAUCAACUCGGUGGAAGCUGCGAUGCGGCCAAACCAUCAGCCACUCAGUUGUUCUUCCCAACGCCAGUCAAUCCAUUGGACCCUUCUGCUGCCCCAACCCUUCCCCAGCAAAUGUCUGCAGCAGGGUACACAUUUCCAACCGCUCCUGGCUUAAACGCAACUUCCAACGCUGCUGCCAAGCCAGGUAGCAGUGAGAGUCAAGCCGUGACGUCUGAUGGGUCUUCCUCCACCGCCACUAUCACCUCAGCCACUGCCGCGACUGCGGCCUCAACGUCAACGUCCGGUGCGUCCGAAGCGGAUGUUGGGGCUCAGCAUAAUGCUGCCGCGUCGCUACUUGAGUCAAUGCGAAUUAAUGGACUGCUUCACGGAGCCUCCGCGAAUCCUGAAGGCUGCUUCACUCCCGCUGCGGAAGGACCUUCUGGCGAUGCAGUGAAGAUGAAUUUGGCGUAG
This is a messenger RNA of Echinococcus granulosus, 687 nucleotides long. RefSeq lists its product as hypothetical. Bases 1 to 687 code for a protein of 228 amino acids. The transcript has 3 exons. The record is from RefSeq and is a predicted model, not a curated record. Lineage: Eukaryota; Metazoa; Platyhelminthes; Cestoda; Cyclophyllidea; Taeniidae.